This is a messenger RNA of Stegostoma tigrinum, 987 nucleotides long. Its product is annotated as probable G-protein coupled receptor 139. Gene Ontology annotation, biological process: G protein-coupled receptor signaling pathway. The transcript has 2 exons. Bases 1 to 987 code for a protein of 328 amino acids. The record is from RefSeq and is a predicted model, not a curated record. Lineage: Eukaryota; Metazoa; Chordata; Chondrichthyes; Orectolobiformes; Stegostomatidae. Gene Ontology annotation, molecular function: G protein-coupled receptor activity. Gene Ontology annotation, cellular component: membrane.
AUGGUAGAAAUGCACGGGACACCAAAAGGUCUGCUGUUUGCCAUUUACUAUCCCGUCAUUACAGCUGUCGGGCUUCCAGCGAACAUUGUAGUUAUUCUAAUCUUUUCUCGAGGAAGGUGUGGUCUGCCCAGAUGUCUCGCUCAUUACCUGGUGUCCAUGGCAGUGACGGAUCUAUUGGUCAUUAUCACUGCUGUAAUACUGAACCGGAUCACUGGCAUUUAUUUCCCAUUCAGUUUCAUGUCCAUCACACCUGUUUGUAGCCUGCGGAUUGCUUUAAUAUGUGGAUCCAUCGACUGUUCUGCCUGGUUAACAGUUGCUUUCACCUUUGAUCGAUUUGUGUCCAUUUGUUGCCAGAAUUUGAAAAUUAAACACUGCACUAAUAAAACAGCUCUGUGGAUCAUAGGAAUCGUCUGCACAAUGAGCUACUUAAGAAACAUCUUCUGGUAUUUUAUAUUUGAACCUCUGUACGUAAUUGGCAAUGUUCCUUGGUUCUGUGUUAUCAAAACAACAUUUUACACGUCACCAGCGUGGGUCGCAUAUGACUUGAUUCUUGUGGUUUUUAGUCCUUGCCUGCCGUUCAUUGUGAUUUUGCUGCUCAAUGCUCUCACUGUUAGGCAUAUUAUAGUGGCUAACCGAGCUCGCAGAAGACUCCAGCCCCAGAGAAGUGGAGAAAAUCAGAGAGAUCCAGAGAUGGAGAAACGGAGAAAGUCCAUUGUUUUACUCUUUGCCAUCUCUGGUAGCUUCAUAGCAUUAUACAUGUUAUAUUUUAUGACCGUAGUCUAUGUUCGCAUUGCAAAUGUGACUUACUUCACGGAUUCUGAUUUCAGUGACUCUACGUUUAUUCUUGAAGAAAAUGCAUACAUGCUUCAGUUUUUGUGUUCCAGUCUUAAUCCAUUUAUUUAUGCAGGAACCCAGCGUAAGUUCAGAGAGGAGCUAAAGAGGGGAAUAUUAUAUCCAUUUGCUAUGAUUGUGAAAUUCAGCAAUUGA